Messenger RNA from Eruca vesicaria subsp. sativa (arugula), 516 nucleotides. Lineage: Eukaryota; Viridiplantae; Streptophyta; Magnoliopsida; Brassicales; Brassicaceae. The record is from the annotation of a GenBank genome assembly.
AUGAUGGGAGUCACAAGACAAAACAAAACCGAAAGGGUCAUAAUUCUGGUGGAAAGCGAAAAAGACCAUCCUGAAGAUGGUUUUCGCUGGAGAAAAUAUGGCAUGAAAAAUCUCAAAGGAAAUACAAAUCCGAGGAAAUACUACAGAUGCACAUACACUGGGUGUAAGGUGAAGAAACAUGUGCAGAGAAGCGCAGACGAUGUGAAGUUAGUGGUGGCUACAUACAAUGGGUUACAUGAGCACGUUCCACCACCUGAACGCAUAAUAAAAUCUGGUACAAAUAAUAAAUUCGGUUCGUCAAUGUCUCAGUCGGGAAGAACACCUUUCAGCCUUUCGGGCUCUCAGAUUUUCCCUUCUCCCUUGGCUCCACAACUGGAUAUGACAGAGUAUUAUAUAGCUGGACUCUCUGUGCUGCCAAUUUUACCGGUUAACAAGAAUCAUGGUGUUAUGAACCGGGAUGAUGAACCGAAGAUUGAUCGUGUGAUACCGACGGUACAGAGGUCUUCAAGGGGAUAA